GUUUCGUGUGCCGACGUGACAAUAAGAGUAACACCCUCAUACCCUCGAGCCGAGAUUUUAUCCGCUGAGCAGGGGUUCAGUGCAAGGGUGACAAUUUCAGUGACAAUUUUCUAUUUUAUUUUUAAGAAAAAUUAUCAACUGUGUCACGUUAGUUUUUAUUUUAUGUAACUAUUAUUUGAUCGACUGUUUACCCCGGAAAAUUCACCCCGCGCGCGCACGCCGGGUUUUAUUAAACUCGCCGCCGGUUUCCGCUCACUCGUCCGCAGGCUCUCACGCGGAGCACUAGAUUUUGUAAUACUACAGACGAUACAUUCAAUUAUUUACUCUUUUUUACAAGUAAUUAUUAUUGAUACGAAUUUUUAUUUAUUAUUUUAUUAUUAGUAGUCACUUUUUUAAUUAAGACGGAAUUUGUGGUUGCAGACACCUUGACGGAGGAGAUCUUGUUACUUAAGGAUGGUGUGGGAGAAUACCGGGCGCUAUCGGCCCGGACUUAUUCUGUGGCUUUUUAUAAUCCUAAUUCACUGCACUUAUUCUGCCCCGGUAUACGAUGAGGAUACUACGCAAGUUGCAGAAUAUGAAAGUACAGGGUGUUACUACAACUUCCAAUACUACGACGAAGGAGAGAGGAUAAUGACAAACGAGCCAUGUCUGAAUUGUACAUGUCACAAUCGAAUGCUGAUGUGCUAUCUGCGAGUCUGCCCAUUCACAAAAGCAAUUGGCCAGGAUUGCAAAGUUGAAAAGCGACCAGACCAAUGUUGCCCGAUGAUAACCUGCCCAGAAGUGCCAGUACACUUGCUAACAUCGACAACCAGUGCACCUACAUCGGAAAUCGAUCAGCAAACCUCGACGGAGCUUGGAUUCCCCGACAACUAUGGUUGUACUGUCGACAAUAAAUUUUACGCAGACGGUGUCCAAAUGCCCGGUAAUCCUAAUAAUCCUUGCGAGUUAUGCUACUGCAUCCGGAAUCGUACGACCUGUCUCAUGCAGGAAUGCACGCUUAAAGUCGUAGGCUGCAAACCUGUUUAUCAUCCAGGAAUAUGUUGUCCAGUCAAAUACAAUUGUGACUACGAAGACAACUUGCUGACAACGACCCAGCCAACUGGACUGAUUAUGACAACGACUCCAUCUCCAAGUCUCGACUCACCACAGUGUUAUCACGAGGGCAAAUAUUACCAAGACGGACAGCUGAUUUACUCAAAACAACCUUGCCAACACUGCUACUGCUUCCAUCGUGAUAUUGCGUGUGUUGUUCAGGAUUGCGGUACUCCGAUGAAGACGCACGGAAAGAAUUGCACCGCUUUGCCACCACCAGAAGGCCAAUGUUGCCCGACCACGUACGAAUGCGAAGACGAGCCAGCAACGCAAGACCAACAGACCGGACUGGAUGAGAACGCGAUACUUCCCACGCAAGCUACCUUACCAGUGGAUGAUCAGCAGACGCAAGAAGUAGAAGGAUUCCCAGGAGCUAACAACGCGAUCCCGCAAGAUGAUAAGGUCACCGAGGUGACGGAUGAUAAUUUAUCAACAGUAAUGGAAUCUACGGAGACUACCUUACCGGAAAGCAAUGAAGUACCUAAAGAAACUUCAGGAGUCACGCAUGCGGAUCAAGUUACGGAAGCUACCGAAAAACCAGAUGUUGUAAGUUCUACUGAUAAACCGAUGACUGGAGUUCCUGCUCGCAGCGAAGAUCAGAUCCCGACUGAAGCUCAUAAGCCGCAAACUACUGUAUCGCCUGCGGAAAUUACUACUACGCCUGAGGAUAAGACCGUAGAGGACAAACCUGAAGUGGUUACUAAGGUUGGGGAAGAUAAUGAGAUUCCUAUAGUUGACACCAAGCCGGAGGACAGUUCAGAAGCUACGAAGGUAACGGAGGAAGCAACGACGGAGGGUUUGAAGGUUACUGAGGAUACAAAAGCUGAAGAAAAGCCUGGACAGCAGACAGAAUCACCAGCUUUCAGCCCAGCAGUUUUGGAUGAAGAGAUUCCGACCCAGGGACCACCUGGAAUUGAUGUGUCAACUAGAAGACCAGUUACGAAGGCUGAAGACAAGGACGCUGUGACGGAAGGUUACUUGCAGAUGACUGAAGGUCCAAGUGUUGAAGGUUUGGGCACUGAGUCUGAUAGCCAGGUCACGGAAAAGCCGGCGGUGACUGAGAAGAGUGACGAGCAAGGAAUGGAAGUGACGGAAAGCUCGGAGAAGAAACCAGAAAGUGGAAAACCUGAGGAAGAAGCGACUACUGUUGGGUCUAUGGAAGAUAAACCUGAAGAAGAAGCACCCACGAAGGGUUUAGAGGUCAGUGGGGAGCAGAGUUCAGAAGAAACAAGCUCGGAAAUGCCGACUAAGGAAGAAAAACCGGUUGAUUCUUCUGAGGAAGAAGAGAACAGCUCAGAGGUGUCUAUGGAGGAGUUUACAACUUCUAAGCCAGCUGAAACCAGUUCCAGUUUGCCGGAAGGCGAGGUUACGGAAAAAACUGAGGAGCAAGCUACUGAAAAACCGGAAAGUCCAGUUGAGAGUCAGACCCAAGCUUCUGAGGAACCCAGUGAGCAGGCUACGGAGUCACCGGUUUUGGUAGGUGAUGGAGAGAAGCCAGAGGGUGAUGGAUCUACUGCUGCUCCGAUGCCGGAAGAUAAGCCAGAAGAAAUUGAGACCCCGACUACUGAGAGGCCGGAGGAGGAGAAGGAGAAAGAAGAGAAACCAGUUGGUGAAGAGGAAGGAUUGAAACCAACGGAACAGUCGAUUGAGGGUGAUAAAGAUGAACAGAAGACUGAGGGACCGAUUGUAGGAGAGCCUAUGGUGACGGAAGCUCCAAAGAAUGAGGAUCAAGUCACUGAGAGUGAUCAGGUUACUGAAAAACCGACGGAAGGUGACCAGGAGACUGAGGCUCCGGUGGAGCAUGGAACUACUGAGGCUACUUCUGAUGAGAAGACUGAAGAACCUGAGAUGAAACCUUCAGAAGCUCCAGAAGAGUCUACCACUCCAGUGGUUGAAACGUCUAGUCCCCAGGAAGAAUCAGUUACGCCUUUGGAAGCGUCUAGUGAAGGUACUGUAAAACCGGAGGGUUCUGAGGCGACGGAGAAAUCGGAAGUUGAGAUGAAACCUACAGAGGCUUCUGUAACGGAAAAGGCUGCUGAAGAAACUGAUCAAGAAGCUACUCCAGUUUCUGUUACUGAAAAACAAUCAGGUGAUGAUGAGAAAGAACCUGGAACUUCAGUCAAGCCUGAAGAACCUACUGAAGGAAGCACUCAACCUUCGGUGAUAACCUCGGAAACUGCUACUGAAUCAGUUGGACCUACAUCUUCAGAAUCUACGGUAACUGAAGCUUCAGCGUCGUCGGAAGCUUCUAUAACUGAUGCUCCUGAAUCAGCAACAAAGGCAACUGAAACUGGUGAAGAACCAGCAGUGACGGAAGCACCUGAAAGUGAAGAACCAGCAGCUACAAAAGAACCUGAAAGUGAAGAACCAGCAGUGACGGAAGCAUCUGAAAGUGAAGAACCAGCAGCUACAAAAGAACCUGAAAGUGAGGAACCAGCAGUGACGGAAGCAUCUGAAGGUGAAGAGUCUCCAGCGACCAAAGCUCCUGAAUCUGUUGAGGAACCAGCGGCAACUAGCACUCCUGAAGCUGCAGAGGAACCAUCGGCUACUAAAGCUCCUGAAUCUGGAGAGGAACUAUCAGCUAGUACAUCUCCUGAGUCUGUAGAGGAACCAUCAGCUACUGAAGCUCCUGAAUCAGAAAAAGAACCAUCAGCUACUGAAGCGCCUGAAUCAGAAAAAGAACCAUCAAUCACUAAAUCUCCUGAAACUAAAGAGAAACCAUCGGGUACUGAAGUUCCUGAAGCUGAAAAGGAACCUUCAGCUACUAAAGCUCCUGAAUCUGUAGAGGAACCAUCAGCUACUGAAUCUCCUCAACCUGAAAACGAACCUUCAGUUACUACAUCUCCUGAAUCUGUAGAGGAACCAUCAGCGACUACAGCUCCCGAAUCUGCAGAAGAACCAUCGGCCACUGAAUCUCCUGAAGCUGAAGAAGAACCAUCAGCUACUACAGCUCCUGAAGCUGCGGAAGAACCUUCAGCAACUCAAGCUCCUGAAUCUGUAGAGGAACCAUCAGCUACCACAGCUCCUGAAUCUGCAGAGGAACCAUUAACUACUAAAGUUCCUGAAACUGCAGAAACUAUUACCAAAGAACCAGAAUCAGCUGAACCUACCGCAACCAAAGCUCCCGAAUCUGUAGAAGAACCAUCAAGCACUCAAACUCCUGAAUCUAUAGAGGAACCUGCGAUCACAAAGUCUUCUGAAUCAGUUGAAGAACCAGCAGUGACAACAGCUCCAGAAUAUUCUGAGCCAGAAACAACUAAAGCUCCUGAAUCAGCAGAACCUGGAACAGAAGUUCCAUCAAUACCUGAAGAUGAAAAACCUUCUGAAGAACCUGAAAGUUCUGAGUCACCCGCUCCCGAAACUGUAACUGAAUCAGCUCAAGAACCAACGGAAUCAAGUGAGGAACCUGCACCAGUUGACAAGACUCAAGAAGAGCCUAUUCCAGUAACCGUCCAAGUACCCGAGGAAAAACCAACAGACGCUUCACCUCCUGAAAAAGAAGCAACCCAAGAACCAACAGACGCUUCAUCUCCUGAAAAAGAAGCAACUCAAGGACCAACAGAAGCUUCAUCUCCUGAAAAAGAAGCAACUCAAGGAUCAACGGAAGCUUCAUUGCCUGAAAAAGAAGCGACUCAAGGACCAACGGAAGCUUCAUCGACUGAAACUAGUCCAGAAAGCGAAUCCACUGAAACGCCAGAAAAAACUACCCAAGAUUCAGGACCUGCAGGAAUUCCCGGCGAAGGAAGUUGUCUUGUUGACGGUCAAACGUUUACCAACAACUCAGCAAUCCCACCAGUAAACCCUUGCCAAUUGAGCUGCAAGUGCUUUAGCAGUAUUGUUCAGUGUGAAUCAGUCCAGUGUUCACCUCCUCCUAGCCACAUGACCAACUGCAUGCCAGUCCAUUCUCCGGAGAACACUUGCUGCCCAAUGUACUCUUGCACCAAUGACGCUUCUACAGAAACCCUCCAGGUGGACAACCAGAUGUCUGAAGACCACACUCCAGUUUACCAAAAACCAGACUCUGAAUCUUCCACAAGUGCUCCUGAAAGAAUAAAACCAGAAGAAGCUACUCCAGCUACAGAGGGAUCUACGACUCAAGCAACUACUGAUAGCGAGACUGUUGUUGUCACUGCCGACGAAGCGGAGCCUCCUAAAGAAAUUCCUGAACCUGCGAAGCCAGUUGAACCCAGCGAAGAAACACCAGUUCUGGUGAAGGAAAGUUCUGCUACUCCAGCACCAAAGGCUGAGACGACUGCCACUAUUGACACUCGUGUCAAGGAAGAAGAAGCAACCAAGGCUCCGGUGGAAGAAGUAACCUCAGCUGCGACGGAAAAAGAAGAAACCGUAACGUCUACUCCGACUCAAGCGCCAGAGGAACCAACUAAGGGCACUCAAUCCGAAGAUUCGGCUCCGACUCAAGCUACGACUCAUGAGGAACCAUCUUCAGAGGCUCCAGAGGAACAAACUGAAGCUACUCACGCUGAAGAGGCUACACCCAAGCCAAUAGAAGAAACUACUCCUGCUCAAGAAUUCAGUCCGAUCACUAAAGAGUCAACGGAAGCUCCUCAAGAGGUUACGCAGACACCUGCUGCUCAUGAGACGGAAGAAGCUUCGACGGAGGCUCCAAACGAAAUUUCAAAUGAAGUUCCAAGUGUAGAAUCGACCACUGCUGGUGAAGCAGCUUCAGAGAAAACAACAAUCGCUCCUGAAACGCCUGCGGAAAAGGAGACUGAAGCUCCAAAAGAAGUCACCGAAGCUCCAAUUCAUGAAGAAACAAUGGCUCCAUCGGCUGAAACUGAGAAACCAGGGGAUGAAAGUACAGUAGGAGUUGAAACCAAGGAACCAGAAAGCACUGAUGAAGCUGCAACAGCCUCUCCAGCAAUUACAGAAAACCAGUCGACUGAAGCUAGUCCAGGAGACAAACCAACAGAAUCGACUUCAAGUGAAACUUCUGCUCCAGCAGAGGCUACUGAGGCUCCAGAAAUCAAAAUACAGGAUCAAACUUCACCGUCAGUGAACGCAGAAAUUACUGCGGUACCGUCAGCUGAGCCUGAGGAUGAACACAAAGAUUCAACGGCUGAAGAAGUGCCAUCUACUGUUUCGGAAGAAACUCAAACGGAAAAAUCGUCUACAGAAGCUGCUCAAACUGAAGCGCCAUCGCAAGAGACGCCUACUGGAGUCAAGGAAACUUCUGAGGCUACAGAAAGUUCAGUUGAAGUUUCAACAGAAUUGCCUAAGGCUUCUACUGAAGAAAAGCUGGAUGUAACUUCACCGGAAUCUGUUGAGACGACGAAAGCGGAGGAAGAAGUUACUAUGGGCUCAACUGAGAAACCAAGGGAUGAAAGUACAGUAGGAGUUGAAACCAAGGAACCAGAAAGUACUGAUGAAGCUACAACGGCCUCUCCAGUUAUUCCAGAAAGCCAGUCAACGGAAACUAGUCCAGAAGAAAAACCAACAGAAUCUGCUCCAAGUGAAACUUCUGCUCCAGCAGAGGCUACUGAGGCUCCAGAAAUCAAAAUACAAGAUCAAACUUCACCGUCAGUGAACGCAGAAACUACUACGUUGCCUUCAGCUGAGCCUGAGGAUGAACACAAAGAUUCGACGGUUGAAGAAGUGCCAUCUACUGUUUCAGAAGAAACUCAAACGGAAAAAUCGUCGACAGAAGCUACUCAAACUGAAGCGCCAUCGCAAGAGACGCCGACUGAAGGUGUCAAAGAAACUUCUGAGGCUACGGAAAGUUCAAUUGAAGCUUCAACAGAAUUGCCCAAGGCUUCUACUGAGGAAACGUUGGAAGUAACGUCACCGGAGUCUGUUGACACGACGAAAGCUGCAGAAGAAGUUUCUGUAGGGUCGAGUGAGAAACCUGCCGACGAAGCGACUCCAACUGAGAAACCUGAAGAUACUACUGCGGCUGCAGAAGCUACGACGGCAAAGAGUGAAGAGAAACCAGAGGUUGACCAACAGGUUCCAGUUAUUGUGACAUCAGAGCAACCUGAAGAAGAAAAGAAACCUGAGGAUGAAAAGAAACCUGAAGAAGAAACAAAGCCUGAAGAAGAAGCAAAACCAGAGAGUACUUCUGAGGAGUCUUUAGACAAACCUGAGGAAGCAGUAACUGAAACUUCAACUGAAUCGGCUCCAGGAGUUACUGAAGGUUUGAUAAUACCUGUAGCGAUAAACAAAACCGCAAUUCCAGAACCUGAAGAAGCGAAACCAACUGAUGCUUCUGAUACGGAGGGUGAAGUUACGAUAGACACCAAGAUUGGUGCAGAGACUACUGAACCUGAGAAAGAAGUCACGCAAGUUAUGGAUCAAACUACGGUGUCUUCGAAGGAAGAAGAGAAGGAAGUUACGAGUGAUUCAUCACCAACUGCUCCUGCUGUAACGGAAGCUCCGGUUGAAGAGUCUACUGAAGCUCCUAAAGAAGAGAAACCUGAAGAACCUAAGCCUGAAGAAGAGAAACCUAUUGAAAGCAUGACUCAAGAACCUGAAAGUCCAGUAGAAGCUACUUCGACGACAUCUGUCAGCCAGGAAACUGAAGCUACAUCAACUCCGUUGGAAGCUUCUUCUGAAGCUCCUGAAACGAGUGAGACGCCGGAAAAGACUCCGGAAGACAAGGUAGAGUCGACAACACUUUCUAGUCCUGAAGAAACUCCUGUAGAUGACGGCAAGUUGGAUGAACCUGAAAACAAGCCCGAAGAACCUGAAGCUAAGCCAGAAGCUGAGUCUAAGCCUGAAGAAGAAACAUCUGCCGAACCUGAGACCAAGCCUGAAGAUGAGAAACCUACAGAAAAACCUGAAGAUGACAAACCAUUGGAACCUGAAGCUAAACCUGAAGAGCCUGUGGUUAAGCCUGAAGAACAACCGACAGAACUUCCUGAGGUAAAGCCUAGUGAACCUGAGAUUAAGCCUGAGGAUGUGACACCUACGGAAGAAACAGAUGAUAAACGAGUAGGACCUGAAAGUAAACCUGAAGAAGACAAGCCUGCAGAACCUGAGGUUAAGCCUGAAGGUGAUAAAACUACGGAACAACCUGAAGCUAAACCUGAAGAGAAACCUUCAGAGGAACCAAAACCUGAAGAAUUGCCUGAAAGCAAACCAGAAGAACAAAUUCCUGUAGAAACUAAACCAGAAGAACCAACUGCAGAAGAAGGUAAACCAAAAGAACAGGUUCCAGUAGAACCUAAACCAGAAGAACAAAUUCCAGUUGAAGCUAAGCCAGAGGAACCAACAAAAGAAACGAAACCAGAAGAACCAGCGGAAGAAACUAAACCAGAAGAACAAGUUCCAGUAGAACCUAAACCAGAGAAACAAAUUCCAGUUGAGGCUAAGCCAGAGGAACCAACGGAAGAAACGAAACCAGAGGAACCAACGGAAGAAACUAAGCCAGAAGAACAAGUUCCAGUAGAACCUAAACCAGAGGAACAAAUUCCAGUUGAAGCUAAACCAGAAGAACCAUCAACGGAAACUCAACCAGAGGAACAGGUUCCAGUUCAAGCUAAACCAGAAGAACCAUCGACGGAAACUAAACCAGAGGAACAAGUUCCAGUAGAAGCCAAACCAGAAGAAAAAAUUCCAGUUGAGACUAAACCAGAAGAACCAACGGAGGAACCUAAACCAGAGGAACAAAUUCCGGUUGAAGCUAAACCAGAAGAAAAAAUUCCAGUUGAGACUAAACCAGAAGAACCAACGGAGGAACCUAAACCAGAGGAACAAAUUCCGGUUGAAGCUAAACCAGAGGAACAAAUUCCAAUAGAACCUAAACCAGAAGAACAAAUUCCAGUAGAACCUAAACCAGAAGAACAAAUACCAACAGACCAACAACAGGAACAGAAACCAGACACGAUUGACCAAAUACCAACCGGACAAGAAGAAGAAAUUCCUCAGCAACCCAUACCAAACCCGACCUACCUCCCAGGUUCUCAAGAACAAGAACAAGAACCAAUGGGCCCCAUCGAACACGACGUCCUCCAGCAACACGUCCCAGAACCAAGUUCUUCAACCCCAGAACCAGAUCACUCCAGUUCACUAGCGCCCCCAACUUCCGACUACCCCGAACAGACCGUGACCGGUGAAGACAACCCCCACUUCCCAGUGAACGCAGGCAGCUACCUGAAUCCCGACGAAGAAGACUACGACGAAGAUGACCAAGCAGUCUACGGACCAGGAACCUGUCGCUACGGCGGCAAGGUCUACGUUUCAGCUCAACAGAUUCCUCGGGACGAUCCUUGCGACUUCUGCUUCUGCUUCCGCAGCGACAUAAUCUGUCUUCAGCAGAGCUGUCCUCCGCCUAUUCCUGGGUGCCACGAGGAACCGAUCAGCGGAUUCUGUUGUCCCAGGUACGAAUGCCACGUAUCCAUGGCGACUUCGCUGAACAUAACGACGACCACCACGACGACAACGACAACCUUGCCACCUCACUUCCUGUCGCAUCCUUACAAAGGCGCGGCCAAGAGAAGUGGAUGUCUUAUUGACAAAAAGGCGUAUCGUGUUGGCGAAACGAUCCAAUCGGCUUCUGGGCCUUGCCUCAAAUGCACUUGCGGAAGCGAUGGAAACAUGGAAUGUAAUCCUCAAACAUGCACUCCAGAGCCAAUGAUCAGAAGAAUGAUCGCAACUUCCACUGCCAAGAGACGACGAAGAUGAGCACCUUCGGAUAGUUGGCUUAAUUAUUAAACCUAUCCGCUAUUAUUAAAACUAAUGAUUAAUAAUAUUAAUAAUGAUAAUGAUAAUUGAAUAUGAUUGAGAGGAAGAUAUCGUGUGUGAAUUGAGUGUUGUAUAAAAGUGAAUCCGAAACGAAAUGAAUAAUUCUCAAUAUCACAGUAUCGUCGCGAUGUGGGAUACAGACUAUUGUGCUCCAUCCGACGGUAUCGUUAACUGAGUGGCCAAAAUGUAAACAUUUACUAUACAUUAGUAUAAUAUACGUAUUGAUAAUUUAUAUUAUUAAUAUUGUAAUAUUAACGAUAUACACGAGAAACAAAUACAGCGAUUGGGAGAAGUUCGUGGUGCCAAAACGACGAUAAAUAAUAAUGGCAAUAUUUUUUAAAUUUUUUUACGAUCAUAGAAGGCUAAUUAUAGGUUAACGAUUGUGCCUUCUUAUCGCCAAUGUUUUUUGAAUUAAAAAAAAAUUUUUUUACUUAAAAUUAUUCUAAAAAGUAACGAUUGAUUUAAUCUAAAAAUUGUGAUAAAAUAUCAUUGAAAAUAACGAUUUUUGUAAUUAUUUUAUAACUAAUUUAAUCCGUCGACAAAAUGGCGGUACUUAUUCUCCAGGCAGUUAAUGGCCUGGUUGGCGCGUAAAUUCAAAUUUUUUUUUUUAAUUAUUCAAUUGGAUUGUUAUUUUAUUAUUGGUUCGAUAUCGGGCCACGGUAGGCGCUAGUUUGCUAUUUUGUUUUUUUAUGCCUUGAGAGUCUUACAUUAUUUUUUUUUUAAUUAUUACUUACUCAUUAACAAUAACACUACUUAAUUUGUCUUAAUUAUUUUAAUUAAUUAAUUAAUUAAUCAUUUAUAAGUUUUUGUAAGACUUUUGAAGUUGGGAACUGAUUUAACUAGCGCAUACCGUGGCUCUAAAAAACAUUCCAAAGCAUUAGCUAAAUGAAUUUUAAAAAUAUAAAUAUUAAAUAAAUAAAUAUGCGCGCGACAAAGCUCAAAUUGCGGCUCGCACGGAGGACCGAACAAUGAUUCGCUUCUCCGGCGAGCUGGCGUCAUUAUAAAUAAUUAAUUAAUAAAUAUAUAUAAAUAUAUAUAUAUAUAUAUAAAUAUAUAAAUAAAUAAUAAUAAAUCUUUAUAUACUAGCAUAAAAAUAUAUAAAUAUUUAUUGUUUAUAUAUUUUCAUGGGUGUAUAUAAAUAUAAAUAUAAAAAUAAUUAUAUACAUUUUUACAAUUCUUUAUACCAUUGUAAUCUCAAUUAGAAUUAAGGAACAACGUAUACCUGUACGAGAUUAAUUGUGAGAAUAAACUUAACAUUUUAUUUCAAUUAUUUUGCCCACUUACUAUAAAUAUAUAUAAAACAAAGUUUAUCUCACAAUAUUGUAAUACAUCUAGACCUUAAAUGUAACAAUUGCUCAGUCGAGUAAUAAAAACUUGUUUUUUUUUUA
Messenger RNA from Cotesia glomerata, 11180 nucleotides. RefSeq names its product titin-like. Gene Ontology annotation, molecular function: protein binding. The coding region runs from base 454 to 9732 and encodes 3092 amino acids. Lineage: Eukaryota; Metazoa; Arthropoda; Insecta; Hymenoptera; Braconidae. The transcript is spliced from 7 exons. The record is from RefSeq and is a predicted model, not a curated record.